AUGCGGGUGACUUUAACCCAGCCCAUCUCCGUGGACGAGGUGGAUGCGGAGAUCGUGGUGGUCGAUGGCUGCGCCUUGGGCUUCGUCUCGCCCGGCCAAGCGCCCCACGUGCUGCACGUGGACCCGGGCGAGCCGGCAAAGUUUGGGGUCCAGAGCGACGACCUGUUGCUGAGCAUCGACGGUCAAGAGACGGCCUCGUUGAGCCAAGAGAAGGUGGCGGCCCUGCUGCGGUCGGCGAGUUGUCUCGUCUUCAAGCGCCCAGAGAGUGCCGUGCCCGAGGGCAAGGACGAGGACACCGAGCCGCCCAGCGACGAGGAGAAGCGUGCUCCAUCCGCCCCUCAGGCGGCUGGCAAGGAGCGAAGUCGAUCGCGCAGGGGCCGAAGACACCGAGAAUCGAAGCAAGAGAGACCGCGGGAGGAGGCGGCGGCAUACCCUCCAGGGCAGCCACCCUUCUGGGCAGUGGAGCGUGGACCGGCAUGGCCCGUGCCAGGCCUGCGGGGGCCUCCUAGUGCCUGGAUGGGCAACGCGCCGCCUCCCUGGCACGUGCAGCCGGGGCCCCCGCCGGGCGGCUACCCGCCCCGACCUCCGCCUGAAACCUGGCGGGGGCCAUUCCCCGGGCCGCCGCCAUCGCAGCCGCCGCCGCGGAAAGGCAGUCUCCGGCUAGAACGAAACGAGGGAGGAGGAGUCAGCGUCGUGGUGAUGCAGGUGCCGCCAAGUCUCAACAAGAUGGAUGUGCUGAAUGAGUACUUUGGCCGCUUUGGGCCAGUGUCCUCGCUGCAAAUCAACCAGAUGCGGCAUGAGGCCAUUGUCACCUUUAGCCGUAUGGAGGAUGCGGAGGAGGCCUUGCGCUUCCCCGUGCUGAAUGACCCCUCCAUAGGCCGAUGGGAUGCAGAGCGAUUGAGCGAUUUCGGGGUGAAAGUGGAUGCAGAGGUCACGUUUCAGCAGAACAUAGGCGACGCCUAUGAUGAAAGGCUUGAGACCCUGGCGGGCCAAGGAGCCGGACAGCGAGCACCAGAUGACGUGCCAACUGAGACCGCGCCCAUGGCACAUUCGCUGGUGGUGCCGAGUGUGCCGCUUGUGGCUAGCGGGAACAUGACGCUAGAGUCAGGCAAGAUUCUGGAAGCCAAGAGAAAGCGGGAGGAGUUGCAGGACCGGCGCAAGGCCCUGUUGUCGAGCCUCACGGACCAGCUCAAAGCGGUGCUGGCGAGGAUCAACGACCCGGCGACUUCCGACCGGAACCGCGAGCAGCUGCAGACCAUUUUGGCCAGCAUCAAGGACAAGAUCCAUUCGCUGACGCCAGCGGAAAGAGAGGAUCCGAAACGGCGGAUGCCGCCGAUGCGGCCGAUGACUUAUCAGACCACUCUGGACAACCGGCCCAGACCGGCAGUGCUGCAACUGUCGAAGCUUCCGGAAGAGAUGCGGGGGCCCGAUGGCGAGGCUCAGCUGCGGGACGCGCUGGGGGACAGCGUGGAGUGGAUCCGCGAGUGGUCGGAGGAUGGCAGUGCUUGCACUGUGCGUUUCCGAGAUCGACGGCACGCUGAGGCCGCCGUGCGGGACCAGCAGGUCUGGACCUGGUCGGCGAAGAUCCAGGAGGUGAUGCCCUUCCGGCGGAAGCCUCCAGUGAAUCGCUUCACCCAGCCUCGGCACAUGCACAAGGAGUUUUCCGACCUCCCCGUGCAGAGCGGAACCGGCGGCCGGCAGCGACACAGAGGCCUUCGACUCGGACAUCGAAGACCCUGA
Messenger RNA from Effrenium voratum, 1740 nucleotides. The record is from the annotation of a GenBank genome assembly. Lineage: Eukaryota; Dinophyceae; Suessiales; Symbiodiniaceae.